This is a messenger RNA of Labeo rohita (rohu), 1349 nucleotides long. It is a transcript of the gene p2rx4b, whose product is annotated as purinergic receptor P2X, ligand-gated ion channel, 4b. The transcript has 12 exons. Gene Ontology annotation, cellular component: plasma membrane; nuclear inner membrane. Gene Ontology annotation, biological process: response to ATP; monoatomic cation transmembrane transport. Bases 38 to 1231 code for a protein of 397 amino acids. Gene Ontology annotation, molecular function: extracellularly ATP-gated monoatomic cation channel activity; purinergic nucleotide receptor activity; ATP binding. NCBI's taxonomy places the organism in Eukaryota, Metazoa, Chordata, Actinopteri, Cypriniformes, Cyprinidae. The record is from RefSeq and is a predicted model, not a curated record.
ACAAGUACUGUAGUUUCAUAGUGGAUGUUUUUCAGCAAUGGGCUGUAAGGACUGCUGCAGUAAUUGCCUCCGAUGUCUUUUUGGUUAUGAAACACCUGUAAAGCUGGUUAUUAAUAACAAAAGUGUGGGAGCCCUCUUCAGACUGAUCCAGUUUUUGGUCAUCACCUAUGUUGCUGUAUAUGUCUGCUGGAUUCGGCGCGUUUACCAGGACACAGACUCUGUGGUCAGCUCGGUCAGCACAAAGGUGAAAGGAAACAUUUUGACCAAUUCAUCGGUUGCGGGAGUUCAUGUUUGGGACGUAUCCGAAUAUGUUAUCCCACCCCAGGGAGAAAACUCUUUCUUUGUGUUAACCAAUGUGAUUCUGACUCCAGGCCAGACACAGAGCAAGUGUCCUGAGAUUCCAGGUAAAUUGACUAGGUGUGACUCAGACAGCGAUUGCAAAGAGGGACUCAAUAAAGUCCGCAGCAAUGGUGUUCAGACUGGUCGAUGUGUGCAAUACUCUGAUACGAUCAAAACCUGUGAGGUACAAGCAUGGUGUCCACUUGAAAAUGACACCAUCGUUCCAAAACCUGCUAUUCUAGGUGCAGCAGAGGACUUCACAGUGCUCAUCAAAAACAACAUACAAUAUCCAAAGUUCAAUUUUAGAAAGCGAAAUAUUCUGCAGCACAUCAACUCCACAUACUUGAAAAACUGCACAUUUGAUCGUAAAACAGACCCACACUGUCCUGUUUUCCGUCUGGGGGAUAUGGUAACUGAGGCAGGAGAGAACUUCAGCGUCAUGGCUCUUAAAGGUGGUGUUAUAGGCAUUUUCAUUAACUGGAAUUGCGACUUGGACCUCCCAGAACGCUUCUGCGUUCCCAAGUAUACUUUUAGCAGACUGGACAACAAAAAUCCUGAAAAUAACGUUGCCCCUGGCUACAAUUUCCGAUUUGCAAAAUAUUACAAAAACAAUGAAAACAUUGAAACUCGGACACUGAUAAAGGCUUUUGGAAUCCGCUUUGAUGUCAUAGUGUUUGGGAAGGCUGGUAAAUUCAAUAUUGUGCCCACUAUUGUGAACAUUGGUGCCACUCUUACCUUACUGAAUUUGGCGAAUCCUAUUUGUGACUGGUUCAUGCUUACUUUUAUGAAGGACCGUGCCUACUAUGCCAAACAUAAAUUUAUGCACUUGAACCAAAAUGCUGACAGUGUGCCACUGAGCUCCAUGGACACAUCCCCAUAUGGGACUCAAUGAUGAAGUGAACUGGACACUUUCACUUGAAACCAGUAAAACUGAAUAUGUUCUUGUAAUUCAAUAUACACUACUGUUCAAAAGUUGGUAAGAUUGUUUACAUUUUUUUUUUUUAAAGAAG